AUGAGUACUAGAGGAACAGAAAAUCAUGUCUACUUCACUGACGAAAAGUUGGGCUUAGGAGCCACUGCUAUUGUCUACAUGGGCAGGAACAAGAAAACAGGCAAUCCAGUGGCUGUGAAAAUUUUCAAGAAUUUGAAGCAAGCUGAAGUUUUGCAUAAGGAGAGAGAGUUUACAGUGAUGUCACAACUAAAUCAUCCAAAUAUUGUCAAGUUUAUAAACAUUGAACUAGAGAGCAAUACAAAAGAAAAAGUCCUAAUCAUGGAAGUCUGUUUAGGGGGAAGUCUUAACAAGUUGCUGGACACCCCCCAAUACAAAUAUGGACUCUCCGAACAGGAGUUUCUUAUCUUUCUUAGAGAUAUCACAUCUGCGUUGAAGUACUUGAGACAAAACAACAUAGUCCACAGAGAUAUCAAGCCAGGAAACAUUCUAAGGUUCAUAAGAAUUGAUUCUAGCGUCCAAUACAAGUUGACAGAUUUUGGAGCAGCCCGAAUAUUACAAGAUGAAGAUCACUUCACAUCACUAUACGGCACUGAAGAGUAUUUGGAACCAAAUUUGUAUGCAAAUGCACUCUUACCACACAAAAGACGGGAGGUCAAAGAUCAUUUUGACGCUUCAAUAGAUCUCUGGAGUGUAGGGGUCACUUUGUAUCACGUGAUCACCGGAAAAUUACCCUUUAAACCGUACGGUGGUAGAAAAUCUAAGGAGUCUAUGUACCAAAUAACAUCGUCGAAGAAGCGUGGAGUGAUCUCGGGCGUGCAGUUGGUCGAAGGAGGCGAGGUUCAAUGGUCCUAUGAGUUACCUAGUACAUGUUUGUAUUCCAGAGCAUUGAAACGAAAACUCACGUCACUGCUGGCCGACCUGCUAGAAACCUCCGCGCCCUUCAAAAUAAACUUCGAACAGUUUUUUGCAAAAUCAGAAGAAAUUACGUCACUAAGAAAGAUGAAUAUUUUUGUUGUUAAUGAGUUUGUUAUCGAAAAAUUUUAUGCCUGUGAAGAAGAUUUGAAAAGGCAGAUAUAUUUCAACAACUUUUCCGUCAUCAACAAUAAUAAUAACAACAACAACAACAAUAAUAAUAAUAAUAACAAUGGCACGACUGGUUGCCAUGGUUACGAUAAUGAAUCCAUAUUUCCGGGGCAUCAGCAUCGGUUCAACCAGCUGAGAGGUGAAAUUGAGCUGAAGCUCAAUUCGGAAUCGUUGAAUCGUGUACAUCGAGCUAAACUAAAAAUUGCCAAAUUUAAGAAAAAAAUUUCUAAAAAAGAAAUAAAGAAGUUGGAAAGGUGUGCGAAAGACCUGUCGGCUGUGAAUGAAAAAUUUUGCGAGCAAGCUAAGUGUAGCAACCAGCUGACGUACAACGAACAACAGAUUCAUAAAUUUGAAAGAAGCAAGAGCAGUAGAAUCAUAAAGCAGUGCAGAUCAUCCUGUGAAGCGACCAUAGCAGAUAUCGACGAAUUUUUUAUUGCAUUUAAAGAUUUCUACAAAUGUUACUGUUCAAUGAAACUAUCGUACGAAUAUUGCUUCGACAUGAUGAGAGAACUUAUAAACGCCUUAAGCAACAACAACAGCAACAACAUCAACAACAAUGACCUCAACAUUUCUUGUAGCAACGUUAAUUAUGAUGAAAGCAGUUAUUACAACAGUGAAUUAUGUACAUCCAAUGAUGGGUACAAUGAUUACGCAACUUGCAUCAACAACAACUUCAAUUCCAACGACAACAACAACUUCAAUUCCAACAACAACAACUUCAAUCACAUCAUUAAUACUAACAGCAGUGAAGAUGGGGAAAAUAUCUGUAUCAUUACAAACAAUUCAACUUUUCCAACAUAAGUUGCGGUCAUAAUAACAAAAAAAAAA
Helobdella robusta is the source of this 1851-nucleotide messenger RNA. RefSeq lists its product as hypothetical. The record is from RefSeq and is a predicted model, not a curated record. Gene Ontology annotation, cellular component: cytoplasm. Gene Ontology annotation, biological process: peptidyl-serine phosphorylation. Gene Ontology annotation, molecular function: ATP binding; protein serine/threonine kinase activity. The transcript is spliced from 12 exons. The coding region runs from base 1 to 1824 and encodes 607 amino acids. NCBI's taxonomy places the organism in Eukaryota, Metazoa, Annelida, Clitellata, Rhynchobdellida, Glossiphoniidae.